UUCAUUAUCCAGCAGCCGGAUCUAGCCUCCUGACAUUCCCAGACCGGCAGACGGGAGCACCAGAAACACCAGCACCAGCACCAGCACCAGCACUACAGCCAAGGCAAACCCUACUAACCACCUGCUCGUGUGUUUCUGCUGCGGCACACUGAAGACUGGGGACGCCUGUUGUGCUACUGCCCCUCUCACCUCGCUCGGCGUUGCGUCCCAACCGCACACGACGCUGCCACAUCGAUUCUCCCCCGAAGUCAAUCAACUACUCUAGCCACCACACUCAAGGUUACGAGGGCCACGAUUCCUGUCUUUGACAUCGGACGCGUGUCCUCCGUCCCAAGUACCUCUUCAGCGACCUCUCCUCUUCUUCAACAACAUCGUUCAAACUGUCAUCCCGCUUUGUCUUCACAAACCCCCGGCGGGCUGGCAGGUCGUCAUCAUUAAGCUCUUCACCCCUUUCUGCCUAGCCGACGGCCGCUAAGAACCAAGCCGAGAGAGACACCUGAGAGUUCAAAGGGCCUCUGCGGCGGGCCUGCUUUAUUCCUGACGCCGCUACUGCCUUGGAGACGAGGUACUUUACACUCGCUGAGGGCCUCGAUCGUGUGGCUCGCCGCAUGAUGCACGAUCAGGCAAGCAACGGCGGCGAUCAAGCUGCACCUAUCAAGACACAAGAAACUCCAGUCCCAAUGUCGUCCUCAAAUUCAGUCCCCAUCAUGAACGCCCCUGCGCCCCUCCUCCGUCCUGCCAUACCUGGUUCGCGGGGAGGUGCGCGCACACCGAGACUCGGGCUCGCUAUACCACCGUCUCCCAAUGUGAAACCUGUGACCAAUCCAGCCGGCGGCGCUCCCCAACCCCAGAAGGCUUCACGACCUGCCCCGCCCACACUGAGCAUUGCCACGCCGAUGGGCAGCAUUGGGCCGCCUCAGGAACAACAGCCCGGCAGAUCGGUUGCCCAGCCAGGCCACAGCGCGAGUAGUGGCAGCGAGAUCAGUGCCGCACACAGCCGGACCGACAGCUUCGGAGGCCGUGGCAGCAACCCCACCUCAGCCGGAUCGCAGUACUCGAACCUGUCCUUUGUGUCACAAUAUGGUCUGGGAGGUAAACCACACGGUACGCCGGACCCCCAGAGUGCCGCUGGAUCGAUGUACUCGAACGCAAGCGAGGGUGGCCUGGACAUGUCACGCCAGGACAGCAUGCACGGCCUGGAGAGGGCUAUGGACGAGGUGACCCUGGAGAGGGUAAGGAAUUUAGAUGUGGAGGAUCUAGAUGACGAGGGCUGGCGGAUUGCGAGCCAGGAGAACCGUAUCGUUGAGCUCGGUGGCCUGGGUGAGGGCGCAGGUGGCGCAGUCACCCGGUGUCAGCUCAAGGGAGGCAAGACGAUCUUUGCCCUCAAGGUUAUCACGACCAAUCCAGAUCCAGACGUCAAGAAGCAGAUCCUGCGAGAGAUCAACUUCAACAAAGGCUGCGCCUCGGAUCAUAUCUGCAGAUACUACGGCGGUUUCCUGGAGCCCUCGACAGCAACCAUUUCCAUUGCCAUGGAAUUCUGUGAGGGCGGGUCCCUGGACAGUAUCUACAAGGAGGUCAAGCGGCUUGGCGGACGAACUGGCGAGAAGGUCCUCGGCAAGAUCGCCGAGGGUGUCCUGCAGGGUCUCACCUAUCUCGAGGCCAAGCGUAUCCUGCAUCGCGACAUCAAGCCCUCGAAUAUCCUGUUGUGCCGCAAUGGGGAGGUGAAGCUGUGCGACUUUGGUGUGUCGGGCGACUUCGGAACCAAGGGCGAGGCCAACACCUUCAUCGGCACCAGCUACUACAUGGCGCCCGAACGUAUCACAGGCCAGACCUACACCAUCACCUCGGAUGUGUGGUCCACAGGUGUCACAUUGCUCGAGGUGGCGCAGCAUCGAUUCCCCUUCCCGGCUGACGGCACAGAGAUGCAGCCUCGGGCGGGCCUGAUCGACCUCUUGACGUAUAUUGUGCAGCAGCCUAUUCCCAAGCUCAAGGAUGAGCCAGAGGCUGGUAUAUUCUGGAGUGAUAACUUCAAGCACUUCAUUGAGAGCUGCUUGGAGAAGAACCCGAAACGAAGGGGUAUGCCCUGGAAGAUGCUAGAGCAUCCCUGGAUGAUCGAGCUCAAGACGAAGAGGGUCAAUAUGGGCAAAUAUCUGUCACAAGUCUGGGGCUGGGAUGAUCCAAAGCAUUCAAAGUGAGAGAGGAUGACCGAACCUUUUUAAGGUGGAUGAUCCGCACAUUUAGGAAAGGGGGACGUUCACAAUACUCGAUUACAACACCACCACCAAAGGCAAGGCCUAGGAAAGGCUGAGGCCGCUCACCAUUAAAACGAUGCCGUUGCACAUUUUCCAAUGGAUAUAUCAUGGCAGACCUGGCAUCACUCAUACCAACUGCCCCCACGACCGGCAGAGAGGAGGACCGAAGUCCUCGUACGCAGCAGGAGCAUCGAGCGACAGGCUCUCACAAGCGCAGGAGUAGAGGAGGGAAAUUGGAUAAGUAGCAUAGCUAAGCCCAACAUAUUAGCAUUGGGCAUGCUGAGAAAACUGCCUUCAACAUUAGCAUCGCAAGCAUAGCAAGCACUUGAGGGACCAGGAGACAUUCUUGAUAUCUGCGCCAUAGCGAGUACCAGGGACUCAUGGGCGUAGGGGAAAUUCUUUCCAAGAGACCGAAAUGAUAGAAAGAAAAAAAACAAAACCAAAAAGAAAUUUGCGAAGC
Cryphonectria parasitica EP155 is the source of this 2712-nucleotide messenger RNA. RefSeq lists its product as uncharacterized. Gene Ontology annotation, molecular function: protein kinase activity; ATP binding. The record is from RefSeq and is a predicted model, not a curated record. Gene Ontology annotation, biological process: protein phosphorylation. The coding region runs from base 609 to 2195 and encodes 528 amino acids. The transcript is spliced from 4 exons. Lineage: Eukaryota; Fungi; Ascomycota; Sordariomycetes; Diaporthales; Cryphonectriaceae.